Messenger RNA from Condylostylus longicornis, 1515 nucleotides. RefSeq lists its product as uncharacterized. The transcript is spliced from 5 exons. Gene Ontology annotation, molecular function: intramolecular phosphotransferase activity. NCBI's taxonomy places the organism in Eukaryota, Metazoa, Arthropoda, Insecta, Diptera, Dolichopodidae. The record is from RefSeq and is a predicted model, not a curated record. The coding region runs from base 1 to 1515 and encodes 504 amino acids. Gene Ontology annotation, biological process: glycolytic process.
AUGCAUCGAAACAUGCCAGUCGACUUGGUGCUGGUGCGCCAUGGCCAAUCUGAAGGAAAUUUGGCUCAAAAACUGGCGCGUCAGGGUGAAUUAGAUCUCUGGACGAGCGAAUUUCGUGAUCGCCACAAUAGUUUAUACAGAUUGACUGAUAUGGGAAGGAUGCAAGCUCGAAUAGCGGGUGAAUACAUUCGUCAAAAUAUAUCACCACUCUUUGAUAAAUAUUUCACAUCGGAAUAUGUUCGAGCGAUGGAAACUGCAGCAGCGUUGGAACUUCCUCAUGCUCGUUGGGCAACAGAAGUUUAUUUAAGAGAGCGGGACAGAGGAAUUCUAGCAAACAAACCUCACCACGAGCGCGUCAAAGAGCAUAAGGAAGAAUUUGUUCGGAAGGAACGGGACGCGUUCUAUUGGCAACCGUCUGGAGGAGAGUCUAUCGCGAACCUUUGCCUUCGAGUUGACCGGGUUUUGGAAAAUUUCGGGGAGAACUGUUCCGGCUUGAGAGUUAUUGUAGUUUGUCACGGAGGCGUGAUAAAAUCUUUUAGAGCUUUAAUUGAAAGGGUUCGAUCCACCGAAUAUCGAAGUCACGAUAAAAUCCAUAAUUGUCAAAUCGUAUGGUACACUAGGAGGGAUCCCAAAACUGGUUAUAUUUCUUCCAAGUAUAAUUGGGUCAAAUCCCUUUGUCCCUGGGAUCUUCGCUUAUCUCGUUAUACAAACGAAUGGAAGGAGAUUAAGCGACACGUCUACUCCAACGUUGAACUUCUACGUUCCGUAUCACAAGUUGUCCAACUUGUCAACUGUCCACUCGACCCUAGUGUUGCUGAGUCUGCUUUGCUUGAUCAGAUUGACGGAUUUGCCGACAGUUCAGAUAACUCCGACAUUGACGAACCAGUCCAUAGAUCCAUUCCAUCGGGUAAUUUAUCAGCGUCCAUUUCCUCACUGGGAAAAAGUCCAAUCAACGCCACAAAAACCGGACGGCACUCGCCCACGUUGCAACCUGCUGUUCCUUCUUCGGUGCCGCAAGAUCUUUCAUUGAAACCAAGAAAGACCAGAGGAACCAAGGGAGGAGGACCGUCUGCUCAUGAAGAGCCUUCAGACGCUCCAGUCUCUCCAGAGGGUGAUGAUGAACGGGAUUCGAGUGAUCGAAGAAGUCGAAAGAUUGCAAGUCGUGGUUCGAAACACACAGACUGCGAAUCUGAACAUGUUAAGGGAUUGCGAAAGUCGAGUGGUUCUUCAAUGACGAGCGAGUUUCAACGCCAACACUCAUCGAAUUGGCCCCCUGAUCUCGAACACCGUGGACGUCUUCAGUCUCCUCGCCGUUUGGUGGCUGGAGGAACUUCAAAAUCGAGUACAGCGUCAACGAAACCGCCAACCGAACCAAGAGGGAACGGCGUUCACGAGUUGGAGACUCCUCAAAAUUUAGGUGGAACGAGUCAGACAACUACAGGAGGAUCCUCAACACCAUCGAAGGGAUCAAGUGAGACACCACUUACUUCAAUGAAUGACGAGCAACAACAGUAA